UUUUGAUAGGAGGCAGGCAGACGCCAAACGAAGGUAGCUAACGGAUCUGCCAGGGUCAAGGAUGGCAAUAAAAAUGAUCCCGGUUGAAUUUGACUUACACAUCAGCGUAUCUUGAUAGCCGCUGGGCCGCUCGCCGGUACGAUGCCCUCGGCUGCUCGGACCGGGUGUUGGAUAGCGUGGUGCCAGGCAAUCCUCUUUGGUGCGUCGGCGCUGGUUAUUGUCGCCGAAAGAAGCGCGCUGAUGUACUGUAUAGGCUUUUACCUAUGGAACGAGGACAUGCAGUGGGCAGGCCUCACCCUUGGACUGCUGUUGCCAGGGACUGCUGCCCAGUUUCUAAGCUUGAAGUGGUACCAUGACGACGGUAAUGAGAGGACAUGCUUCCUGUCAGUCAUGCAUAUACUGCACUUGGGAAUCUUCAAAAGGUUAUGGGACUGUAUGUUGUCAGUGUGGUACAUGCAGGGCUCGGCUGGGGAACUUGGCGCCGCAGUGAUGCAGCAGGCUGAUGUUUCUGCCCUCCGCCUGUUGGAGGCGCUCUUACUCACCCUCCCUCAAACCCUGCUACAGACGUAUAUCCUGGUGGCCACAGAUGUUGGCUUCAUGUCUCCAGUGGCCAUGUGCUGUGGCUUGUGCCUGCUGUCUCUGUCCUGGGCCGUGGUGCUGUACAGCCGGGCGUGCUGUCUGAUCCGACCGGGCCACCUGGCCAUGCCGCCUGCUGCCCUUGUGUGCCAGCUGCUGUGGAGGGGCGGAAUGCUCGGCGCCAGGGUGGCCAGCCUCAUGUUCUUUGCCCGGGUCUUCAACUGGUGGGUCCUUGGCGUGGCAGGCUUCCACUGGCUUACCGCCUCCUUCUGGCUGGUUUCCCAGCAACCAGACAUCUGUACAGGCCCUUGGUGCUGGCGUCUGUUCAACAGUGCCCUGGGGGUGGUCCACAUCUUCCUUUUUCUCAACGUCAAAGAUGGACCAUCGCGGUUCCGCAUGGCCGGAUUCUAUGUGGUCAUGCUGCUGGAGAACGCCACUCUUCUGCUGGCUGCCUCUGACUUCCUCAGUGAGGCAUCGUGGGAUAGCUUAACCCUCCCCACAGCUGUGCUGUGCAGCUUCCUGUUGGGCACCACUUCUCUGGUACUGUACUACCGCUUCCUCCACCCCAAGUCGACAGAGAUCUCCCAGGGCCUCGACCACAGCCACAUGGGCAGCACCUGUUUGGAGAGGGACGGGUCCUCGCCAUCCUUAGGGGACAAGAGUCUCCCCGCCGCCUCCCUGCACAACCACGGCAGCUUCUCCCUGUCCGGGGUGGCCGGCUCGCUGGUGGAGCACCCUGGGAGUUGUGGUGCCAGGCCCAAUGACUCGUGCCCCUGCUACCACCACCACUGGCUCCUGAUCCGGCUGGCGCUGAAAACAGGAGACGUGGGGAAGAUCAACCGGGCGUACGGUGCUGGCGGGGUGGCUGCCAUGUUGGACAUAGAGGAGUAUAACCCGGAGCUGAAGAACAAAGAUGGGGGGACAACCACUGUGGCCGGGGGCAGCUGCGACGGGGUCUCCACCUCCGAGUCCCUGGGGAAGGGCCUGGCACCCCUCUCCGACUGCAAGGAGGAAUUCCAGAGCAUCAGCGAGCCCACGUCCAACGAGGCCCAGGAGGAAGAGGAUGACAGCCUGGAGAUGGAAAGCCCACUGGAGUCGCCCGUGUCCGACUUCAAACGCAGCUCCCCUGAGGGGAAGUCGGUGUUUGGAGACAGCCCAGAGCCCUACUUCUGCCCCACCGAGUCCAGCUCCACGUUAUACUUCAGUGCCGACCCCCAGUCCCCAAGCAGCACCAGUAACCCCCGCCUGGACAGAGAGCCAGGCGGCCUGGGCGAGCAUGCCUCCUCAGGCCUCAGCUCUGUCCCCAGCGACCCUGCAUUGCACCGAAAUGUCCGGGGCUUGAUGGGGAGGGUGGGGCCUCGCUACACCUCCACCCCCAAACUGGACUCUGGAACGCAGGAUUCCAGCGUGCCCCACCUCACAGGCCCCAGGAGGCAGCUGAUACUGUCACACCGUAAUGAAGAAGACCAUUUUUAGUCAUCCAUGACUAGAUUAAUUGUGGUCCACAUCUUAAAUGGAGGAUUAGCAAGGAAGGGGGACUACAGCUGCAGUCCAUCUGCAUUAACAUUUAAGCUCAGGCCAGAGUUUGUUGGCUUCUUAAAAGCACAAGUAUCUAAUGUAACAAUUCCUAGUGUGUUUUAUUAUUCUCAUUUAAGAAUACCUCCCUAACCCCAAAGAAGAACAUUCUCACUGGCAGGCAUUGCUUUGAAACAGGGCUGCUGUGUCAAGCUGACAAAACGGUUUGAUGUUGAAGUGUUACUGGUGUCUCAUUUUAAAUGACACAUUUUGCCUUUGGGAAGUUGAUUAUAUGACUCAGUAAAUAUUCAACACUAAGAGCUAAUUCAUUUUUUAAAGUUACUUAUGUUGCAAAAAAAUAUGUUUUUUAUUCUUUGUCGGAAACACAUGUUGAACAUGUAAACAUUUACAAAAAUAUGCUGUUUUUCAUUAUAAUUCUGUAAAAAAAACAAACAUCUCAGGCACUGGUUUUGUCUUCAAACAUGUUCACAUGUGAGUGUGAGUUAAUUUAAGGAGUUGGCUCUAACAUUUGGUGACAAUGUGUUUUUAUCUCUGUUCAGGGACCUUUUGCAUUUGAUUGAGAACAUAUGUGAACAACAAUAAGAUCCACACAUAUAGAAAACAUUGAAAUGAUGCUGGUUUUCAUAGUUUCCCCUCAGGUGCUUGCCUAUUUUACCAUGUAUCUGUAGGUAAUAGCCACGGGUGGCUUAAUGAGCAAUAAAUGUCUUAUUGGUGUGUUUGAAAUCAAA
This is a messenger RNA of Hypomesus transpacificus, 2840 nucleotides long. It is a transcript of the gene xkr5a, whose product is annotated as XK related 5a. Gene Ontology annotation, biological process: engulfment of apoptotic cell; phosphatidylserine exposure on apoptotic cell surface; apoptotic process involved in development. The record is from RefSeq and is a predicted model, not a curated record. The transcript has 7 exons. Gene Ontology annotation, cellular component: plasma membrane. The coding region runs from base 142 to 2052 and encodes 636 amino acids. NCBI's taxonomy places the organism in Eukaryota, Metazoa, Chordata, Actinopteri, Osmeriformes, Osmeridae.